CAAAUAACGAUGAAGGUAUAACACAGCAGUGUCCGUAACGCGUUAAAUUUUUGUGAGAUAAACAAUAAUUCAAACGAUUUUAGUGUAAAAUUUGAAAUUUUUGUAUGAAAUUUUUAAAAUUUUAAUCUAGUCCAAAUAAAAUAAUUUUUAAGUUAUUUUUUGGCUCCAUUACUUUUGUAUCCAUAUUAUAUUUUAAUCAAGUCCUUAUAGGACAUUGCGCGUUAAUUUAGGUUGCAUGUUUAUCAUAAGUAUUAGUCAAGACAAACAGUCCGAUAUUUUUUAAUUACAAUUAACUUAUUUUACUUUUGUAAAACUAUUUUGUUAUCUCUUUAAAUAACUAAUACAUUUAAACCAAAUUCAUUCUCUAUAUAUUGUUUGCCUAUUGCAAACUUACAUACAAUAAGUAUAUGUUAUUUGAUAUAACUUAUCCUUGAAAAAUUAAAAAGAUGAGUAUUGAUAAUCAGCAGCAGCAACCAUCACUUGAGCAAAAAGAUGCUGCAAAUAAAAAUAAACGGUCAAUCCUUAAUGAUAAAACAUUUUUAAUUGACAUAGUAAAUAAUAUAAUUAGUUCAAAAGUCGAAAAACUCAUAAAUGCUUAUGGAGGUAAAAUUCUUCAAUCUUUAGAGAAAAAUACUAGUUAUUUAAUAUCAGAUCUAAGAAACAAUGAAAAAUCUUUAGAAAAUAACGACUCUGAGCAUGGAAAUACUAUUGAAAAUAUACCAAAUACGCCAUCUUCAAAACAAAAUAAAUCUUUUGAUCUUAUUAGCAAAGCAACACUUUUAAAUGUACGAAUAUUUUCUCCCAAACAAUUUCAACAAUGGCUCAAAUCAUUAUUGAAAAAACAUAGAGUUAGCAAAAGUCCUGUUGAUAAAGUAGCUAGUGUUCUUAGAGGAAAAAUAAGCUUAAAAAUAGAAUCAAUGGAUCAAGGUCAAUGUCCUGUAUUUGAAUUUAUUCCCAAGUGGCCAGAUCUUGGUGAUACAUUAUGUAAAAAAAAAUUAAAAGUUCCACCUGAACAAAGUUUUGAAAUUGAUAAAAGUGGAGAAGAGUAUUCCUCUGACCAAUAUAGUACUUCAGAAAUUGGUGGAAUGUGUGAAUUAUGUGAUGUCCCUUUUAUGAAUUAUAAGGAGCAUAUCAAUACAAAAAAACAUUUAAGAGAAAGUCAAGAUGAAAAUAAAUUUCAAGAACUCGAUGAGUUAAUUAAUGAACGGCCUCUCAGCAUGAUUUUUAACCAAAUUUCUCCUGAAAAUUUGCCUAGUUAUUCAGAGACAAAUGUUCAAAUGCAACUAGAAACAUCUAUUGUGAAAAGUGAAUUAGAUGAUUCUGCUAACACAAUUGUGGAUACAGAUUCAAAUGAUAAUGAAAAGAAUAUGCUAUCUUUGUAUGAAAGCAGUACUGUCGAGGAGAAACCUCUAUCAAAGCUUAAACGAAAAUGCUGUUCAGACACUAAUAUUUCUUAUACCCCAGAAAAAAAACGAAAAACUGAAUUUUUAUCAUCAUGCUUAGAAGAAAAAGAGGAAAUAAAUUAUAAAAAAAUCAAAAGAAAAAGAAAAGUACGCCAAAAAAAUUCAUCUAAAGAUAUAUAUAAGGUCGAAGUUAUUAAUAGUCAUAUUUAUCCAAAUAAAAGUAGUGAUAUAUUAUAUGAUGACCAAAAUAAAAUGAACAAGCCUCCUGUGAUAAUUCGGCUUAAACGUGUUUAUAACGCUAUAGAUAAUGAUACAGUAAAUGAUGGAAGAAGUUAUUCUUCUGAUAAUUGUAGUACUAAAACUACACCAAUAAAUGCUAGUCCAAUAGUACGUAGGUAUAUACGAGUUGUUAGAAAAGAAAGUUUUAGUAAUAGUGAAGGAGAUACUAAAUUAAAGUUAAAAAAUUUAAUGUUUUCAUUUGAACAACCUAAUUUACAUCAAAAACGCAGUUGUGAUAUCAAUUAUCAUCCAACUUUUACAUGUAUUCCAAAUAUUAGUCCAAGUACGCAGUAUGUUCAAGAAAGUUUAUCUAAAUUAAAUGAUCAUAUUAUUAAAUUCAAGACUUUACCCUUUAAUAAAUCUUUAGAAGUCUUGUCCAAUAUGGAUCCUCAACGUUUUGGAGAGUGGUUUUACAAAAUUCCCCGAAAAAUUCAAGAUGAUUUAUCAUUUGAUUCAUCUUCAUUAGUUCCAUUAACAAAUGCCUCCUAUUGUAGUUCAUUAGUUAAUGGAAAAAAAAAAGAAUAAAUCAUAUAUUUUUUUAAACCCAUUGACAAAUGUAUGGAUUAUUGAUUUUAUAAUUUACAUGGUUUUUGUAUCCUAUUUCUAGAUCUCUAAUUAUAUUUUACUACUAAUUUAGAACUCUUAAUAAUUUCUUUGUAUUUUUUUUUUACCGUAUUACUUCAAUAUUUCAUUUUAUUUAUUUUUAAACUCAUUUAAACAUGCAAUAACCAAAUUUAAGUUUUUAGUUUUACAUGUAAUUUUUUUUUGUUAUAGUUAAAAUUAAUAUUAUAAAAUUUAAUUACCAUUGUGCAGAAAAAAA
Molecule: messenger RNA, 2502 nt
Organism: Daktulosphaira vitifoliae (grape phylloxera)
Lineage: Eukaryota; Metazoa; Arthropoda; Insecta; Hemiptera; Phylloxeridae
Exons: 8
Coding region: 447-2207 (586 amino acids)
Molecular function (GO): zinc ion binding; nucleic acid binding
Source: RefSeq, a predicted model, not a curated record